UAUAUAUAUAAAAUUAUUUAUGUGCAAACCGCACGAUUUCAAAAUGAGUCGUUAUAGUGUUCUGUUCGUUCUACUUUUCCACUUUAACGUAAUUUUUUGCCUAGACGAUGAUGGUCCGAUUAUUCAACUAGAAAAGGGUAAAAUUCAAGGGAUUAUUCGGAAGAGCGAAAGCGGAAAUAACUAUUACGCUUUUCAGGAGAUUCCUUACGCUGCUCCUCCCGUAGGAGCCAAUCGAUAUCAGCUCAUUAAAGAACCAGAGCCAUGGGAAGGGAUACUACCUACCAAAAAAAAUACCAAAAUUUGUUAUCAAGUAACUUCAAGACAUAAAGAUCUCGAAAUAAGCGAAGACUGCUUGUACAUGAAUAUUUAUUCACCCGACAUUUCCGGCAAAAAACUCCUACCGGUACUAUUGUGGGUCCACGGCGGUGGUUUCACAGCAGAAUCUUCCACUUUCGAAUACAGCGGCCCGAAAUACAUCAUGGAUCACGGGGUAGUAGUGGUUACAUUUAAUUACCGUUUGGGUCCUUUCGGUUUCAUUGGAACCGACGAUGGAGUCAUUCCGCUUAAUCUCGGAUUAAAAGACCAAAGAUUCGCGAUUGAAUGGGUCAGUAAAAAUGUACAUUUGUUCGGUGGUGACCCCAAGCAAGUGACUUUGGUCGGGGAAAGCGCUGGAUCGGUAGCUGUGGGGUACCACAUGAUAAGCCAGAAACCAGAAGAAGAUCUGUUUCGAGCUGCAAUAAUGCAAAGCGGUACGCCCGCUUCGGCACUCUUAAAGCAAAGCGAUUCCACUGAAAAUGCCUUCAAGCUGGGGCGUAAAAUUAAUAAAGGAUUUACAUCAGAUAACACGACUGAAUUGCUGCAAUUGCUCCAAAACGCUAAAGCUGAAGAUAUUUUAGCCACAAGCAUUACUGGAGCAGUUUCUGUCGAGAAAGAAGGCUUAUUCUCUCAUCUCGGUUACCAAGCAUUUAUAGAUAAGAAAUACAAGAAAAUUCCAGUAUUGAUUGGAUUUAAUUCAGAAGAAUGGCUCUUUUUAGCUGAGUAUGAAAACAAAACUCUAAUGAAGAGUAUCGAUAAUGACCCUACUUUACUCAUACCAAGUAGAGUUAAUAUACACAACGAUAUGAAACCUAAACUUGGAGAAUUUAUUAAGGAAAUUUACACUAAUAAUCAAUCCUUCGAAAAUUAUUAUGGAGGUUAUAUAAGGUACUCAACUGAUGAGCUGUUUAUUAUGGGGACAUGUAAACAAGUCGAAUUGAGUUGCGAGGAUACGCCAUAUUAUUUGUAUCAAUUCGCGUAUAAAGGAAAAUUAGGAGGAUCAAUCGAUUUGAUACCACCACCAGGAGCUGAAAGAGUUGCUCACGCAGAAGAUUUACACUACUUCUGGGAUGAUACAACCAAUGAAGACCUCUCCAAAUUUCCACUAGAAGACCAAUUAAUGUUACACAGAUAUACAAAGAUGUGGACCAAUUUCAUAAAAUAUUCCAACCCUACACCCGAAAAAGAUCCUCUUCUGCAGAACUUCACCUGGUUACCAUCAGAACCAAACACCCUCAGGUACAUGAAUAUCAAUUCUACGUUCGAAAUGCUCCAGCAUCCUAAAAAAUAUAAAGAAAUAAAGCAGGAAUUGGAAAAAUACAUUCUUCCGCCAUUUGAUAGUUAUUGGUAGGGAGACAAACGAUAGAAAUUUUAGAAUUCACAGUUUAAUAAAAAGAAUGAUACUUUAACAGAA
Messenger RNA from Phyllotreta striolata, 1729 nucleotides. The record is from the annotation of a GenBank genome assembly. Lineage: Eukaryota; Metazoa; Arthropoda; Insecta; Coleoptera; Chrysomelidae.